AUGUCAACAAAAGCCGAUCAAGUCAUAACAUUAGCUCAAGUACUGUCAUUAUUAGAUAAUUCAGAAUCGAAAAAAUCUAUAGUUUGGAAAGAGUUUGGUAAUUAUUUAGAUAAAAGUGUUGAAAUUGAAGAACCCGACCCAUCAACAUUUAUCAGAUCCGGAAAUCCUCCUUCAUUAAAUUCACAAUUUACAAAAUAUAUUUCCGACAGUUAUCCGGAAAAAUCCUAUUUAUCACAAAAUAUCGCUUAUAAGAUUUGUAAUUCUUGUCAACGUCCUAUUGGAACAAAAAGUUUAUCACUGCAUUAUACAAAGUGUGUUGCCAUGAAACAAAAAAGACAACAAGAACAACAAGAAAAUGCUGCUUUAUCGAAUAACAACAACAACAAUACUAAUAAUUCACAAAAGAAGAAAAGAGGUAGGGGAAGUGCAUUAGCUGAUGUUGAUGCAUCUUCAGUAGAUAGCUCAAGGAAUGCUACUCCAGCACCUAAUGGCAAUGGUAAUGGUAUUGGUGCUGGUGCUGGGAAUGAUAACAGUGGUAAGCCAGCUACUAAACCUAAGAAGAAAUAUAAGAAAUCACAAGCUCAAAAGGAAAAAGAAGCUGCCGCCGCCGCCGCGGCUGCUGCUGCUGCUUCAUCUGGAGAAAAACCACCAAAGAAAAAGAAAGCUGCAGCAUCUUCUUCUUCUGGUACUACUACUACUACUACUGCUGGAGUCAACACCCAACCACAAUCAGCACCAAAACCUAAACCAGUGGCAAAACCAAAAGGUCCUGUUGAUGUGGAAAAACAAUGUGGUGUGGCAUUACCUUCUGGAGGACUUUGUGCUCGGUCAUUAACAUGUAAGACCCAUUCAAUGGGAGCAAAACGUGCUGUCCCCGGUAGAAGUGCACCUUAUGAUGUAUUAUUACAACAAUAUCAUAAACGAAAUCAAGCCAAUAUAGCAAAAAGUCAUGCUAUGAUGUUACAACGUCGAGAAAAUGCUGCAUUUAAUGAUCAACUGGAAUCUGGAGCGAAUGCUACUAAAGUAUUACAUCCUGAUGAAGAAACCGAAUAUGUCUUAGCUGGUGUUUCCAAAAAUAGUACUAUCCCGUUAGAGAGGAAAGUAAUAAUGCCAGUUAGAUAUCGUCAUAGAUUUCUUCGAGCUCGUGAAUUUUAUGCCAAUGCAUUAAUUAUUUCUGCUCAUCAUAAUAAUAAUAAUAAUAAUAAUCAAUCGCAAAAUCAAUCGCAGAAUCAAUCGCAGAAUCAAUCGCCAAAUAAUAGUAAUAAUGAACAACAAACGUUAGCAAAUCAAGCCAUAUCAGGGUCAAUUGGUGGAUUACAAGGUAGAUGUGCUUUAAUUAAUAUUGAUGCCAAACCAACGGAUAUUAAUUCACCUACUCAAACAUUUAGUGCUAUACCGGGUGAAAUGUAUCAAGUAAGAGCACCAUCGAAAACAAUUGUCAUGACGGCACAACAUAAUAAUAUGCAACAACAAGCUUUCCAACAACAAUUGAUGAAAUAUCAACAACAACAGCAACAACAGCAACAACAAAUGUUAUGGCGACAAAGACAACAACAACAACAAAAACAACAACAACAACAACAACAACAACAAAUAUCUACAUCUGGGCAACAUGUAACAAAUCCUACAGAAAUUAAAAAAGAAACUUAG
Molecule: messenger RNA, 1650 nt
Organism: Candida albicans SC5314
Lineage: Eukaryota; Fungi; Ascomycota; Pichiomycetes; Serinales; Debaryomycetaceae
Product: deubiquitination module subunit
Exons: 1
Coding region: 1-1650 (549 amino acids)
Biological process (GO): regulatory ncRNA-mediated heterochromatin formation; RITS complex assembly; regulation of transcription by RNA polymerase II
Cellular component (GO): SAGA complex
Source: RefSeq, a predicted model, not a curated record